GAGCUGCAAGCUCAACGCCCUCCCACGUACCCCUCCUAUCAUCCCAAUCAAGACCUCGACAACUCUGGCCCCAGCCAAACUCCUUACGAGCAUGGCAUCACUCUACAACAUGACGAGCUCCCAGAAGAACCUACAGAUGAUCCGUUUGACGCGCCCAACCCAUCUGGCUCUCUUAGAGAGGCACUGGGAAGAAGUGUUGCUGCAGCAGAAAUCCGAGCAAAGGAAGCUGAAUCAUUAUUUGGUAGUAUUGCCUCGCAAUUGGACAAUCAUUGGGCCGCCCCAAGUCACAACUCACUCCCUGAUAAUCAACAUUUGACCCUCAAAAACUUCUGCAAAGAUCUAGCUGAAGUUGCUACCCAUCACUUUGAUGCCUACAUAAGCGGAAAACAGGUAUCAAAAAUUGAACCAAUUCCUGAGAUUUGCUGA
Molecule: messenger RNA, 426 nt
Organism: Blumeria graminis f. sp. triticale
Lineage: Eukaryota; Fungi; Ascomycota; Leotiomycetes; Helotiales; Erysiphaceae
Source: the annotation of a GenBank genome assembly